UUAUCAUCAACUCCAGCUUUAGGAGAUCGGUCUGCCUACCCGUACACAGUCCGAGCCUACCCGAGUGAGAAGGAACGACUAGUGGGCGGGGCUGCAUUUAUUAAGAAGAUGGGGUGGAAGCGAAUCGCAUUCAUCUUCGAGGAAAACGCCUUUUUCCCAAACCAUACGAAAGACUUCCGGAAGAUUUUGGAAGCUGAUGGGAUCAAGGUAGUGGCGUCCGAAGGAGUGAAACUGAUGAGUAUGUUGCCAGUACAUCUUCAAAACCUAAAGCGUCAAGACGUCAGAAUUAUUUACACUGGAUUCUCCAACAGGGCCGCCGUACUGAAGCUUUUCUGUCAGGCCUAUAUUGCCGGCAUGACUAAUGCGAAGUACGUGUGGAUACCGCCCUACUGGACCACCUACCCGUGGUGGAUGAACAACCCCCCGUCGGCUACCGCGCCGUGUAAGCCCGAGGAGAUCAUUGCUGCUGCUGAUUCAACCAUCCAUUUCAACCUCAAUUACCGCUCGCAUCAGGGCUUAGGCCUACCAGAACUGGACUUCAAUGGGUUGAAACCUUUGCCGGAGCAUUACGACUAUUACAACAGCAUCUAUCCCUUCAGUAACAACAUCAUACCACUGACGCAUGACGGCAUCAUUUCCGUAGCACUGGCCUUGAAUUCCUCCAUAGCGGACUUAAGACGUCUUGAGCACCACCGAAGACUUGAAGAUUUCAGCUACUCCGACACGGAGAUGGCGGGAGUGAUAUUAAGUCACGCAGAUAAUAUGGAGUUCCUUGGAUUAUCGGGGCCAGUUCGCAUUGAGAAUGGACAGCGCAAAGCAGAUACAGUCUUCAUCGACCAGGCUCAAGAUACGAGUUUGAAUAACGUCAUGUUGUACAAGAUUCGGGAGAAUAUCGUGGUGAAUUCGGGAUUUGCUGAUAUCAAGUGGAGAGGUGGCCAUGUUCCAGUGGAUGGUGCAACGAUAAGAUAUGUGGUCCUAGAGGUCUCGUCUACCGUACGGGCGAUUCUCUUCUCCCUGGCCUCGCUCGGUGCUGUCCUGGCCUUGGCUUUCCUCUUCCUUAACGUUAGAUACAAAAAUAGAAGGGCCAUCAAGAUGUCGAGUCCUCCCCUUGGUAACCUGACUGUGGUUGGUUGUCUGCUUCUCUACGCCUCGGUCUUCGCCACAGGAUGGGACAAGAAAGGCUUGUCGGAUACGGCUAUCAUCGUCAAGUGUCAUCUGGAGAGGGUUUUAGUCUCCCUCGGGUUGUCGUUUGCUUUCGGUGCCAUCUUCAUGAAGACGUACAGGAUCCACGCCAUAUUCACUCUCGCAGUGAAGAGAUUUAAACGAAUUCACUUACCGGACUGGAAGCUCAUUGGUGGAGUUCUGACGGCUGUGUUCGUGGAUUGCGUAAUUUUUGCCGUGUGGAUUGCCUUGGACACGACGACUGUUGCCAGUCGAUAUCUUGAGCCCCGGCUUGACACAACGGAUCCAGAGAAGGAGAUUUUCAACGUUCCAAUGAUCAGAUACUGCAGCAGUGAGCGUGCUCAAUACUUCACCAUCGCCCUCUACGGCGUGAAGGGAAUUCUCUUGACCUUUGGCCUUUUCUUAGCCUGGGAGACAAGAAAUAUUGCCGUGUCUCAACUCAACGACAGUAAAUACAUCGCCGCGUCAGUGUACGUCGUUGUCUUGACAAUAGCUCUAGCUGUGCCAACAAUGACUGUCCUUGGUGACGACGUCACUAUGACGUUUCUGGUUCUGGGGGCAGCCAUUGUGGUCGUCAACACGGCGGUGCUGUGCCUAAAUUUCAUCCCAAAGGUGUACCUGCUGGCCUCAGUUGAUGAGAAGACCAUUACUCUGAGCAUGAUGCAGUCCAAGGGUUAUGGUGAAUCUGUGACUACGAAUACCUGCCGGUCAACGGAGAGGGACAAUAUCAGCGAACUGGGAGGACUUCAAGAAAAACUUAAGCAGAGAAAGGAAAAACUGCUGAUCUUGGCCAAGGAUUUCCCGGUCAUAGGUUCUGCGGAUAUAAUUCAAACAUGAUCGUGUUUUGGCGUAUUAUAUAUCCUCGUUAACGAAACCAAAAACCUUCACAUGAAAGUAGUUACUACUGUACAGUCGUAUCCACAUGUGAAAAGUAUAAGUUGUUUAUUUAAACUUACAAAUCUAUAAACCUUUGGUUGAUAUA
Patiria miniata (bat star) is the source of this 2164-nucleotide messenger RNA. RefSeq names its product gamma-aminobutyric acid type B receptor subunit 2-like. The transcript is spliced from 15 exons. Gene Ontology annotation, molecular function: G protein-coupled GABA receptor activity. Gene Ontology annotation, cellular component: G protein-coupled receptor heterodimeric complex; membrane. The record is from RefSeq and is a predicted model, not a curated record. Bases 109 to 2019 code for a protein of 636 amino acids. NCBI's taxonomy places the organism in Eukaryota, Metazoa, Echinodermata, Asteroidea, Valvatida, Asterinidae. Gene Ontology annotation, biological process: gamma-aminobutyric acid signaling pathway; G protein-coupled receptor signaling pathway.